AGGUAUUAGAAAUUUUGUUUGUUGUUGUAUGGUUUUACCGUGUUUAAAUAAAAAAAAAAAUAAGUAAAAGUCCCAAGUAGUACAUUCAUUUAUCAAAUUUAUACAACCAUUGAAUAUAAAAAUGCAUCGUAAUUUACCCCAGAACAAGGAAGCUUUACUUAAAUCAUACACAACUCGGUUGAAAGAAGAUGUUAAAAGUAUGCUUGAAAAUUUCGAAGAAAUAAUUAAACUUGCAAAAGGUGACAAUGAAUCUCAAUUAAAUAGAAUGACACAAAUUGAACAAGACACAUUUGAAAUGCAAGUGAGAGCUGCGAAUAUUGUGCGUGCAGGAGAGUCACUAAUGAAACUUGUGUCAGAUAUCAAACAAUAUCUAAUAUUAAAUGAUUUUCCAUCUGUGAAUGAAGCAAUAACCCAAAAUUCAAAACUGUUUAGAACAAAACAACAAGAAUGUGAUCAGAAACUCAUGUCACUAAGAGAUGACAUCGCUGCAGACUUGUAUGACUUAGAAGAUGAAUACUUUACCAGUAUAUACAAGUGAAUGAUAGUAUAAUUGAAGUAUUUUGUAUUUAUUAGAAUAAAUUAAUUAAGUUAUUUUUAGGAAAGUAAAAGUUUUCAUCUAUCUUUA
Messenger RNA from Colias croceus (clouded yellow), 625 nucleotides. It is a transcript of the gene MED22, whose product is annotated as mediator of RNA polymerase II transcription subunit 22. Gene Ontology annotation, biological process: regulation of transcription by RNA polymerase II. The transcript is spliced from 3 exons. Gene Ontology annotation, molecular function: transcription coregulator activity. The record is from RefSeq and is a predicted model, not a curated record. Lineage: Eukaryota; Metazoa; Arthropoda; Insecta; Lepidoptera; Pieridae. Gene Ontology annotation, cellular component: mediator complex. Bases 122 to 538 code for a protein of 138 amino acids.